AUGUUACGAAGUUGUUAUAUUUUCGUUCUAUUUUGUUUCUUUACUAUUAAUAUUCUAAUAAUCGAGAGUCGAUCGAUUUCUGAUGAUACUAUUGAAACUAUUCUAAGUGAUCCAUUAAAUGAUAAUCAUCGAAAAUUAUUACAUACUUUUACUAGUUAUCGUCAUCGUUUUGAACAAUCUGCUAAUUUCAAAGCACUUCGAUGGACAUUAGGAAGUCAAAAAACUUCUGGAUUAUGUGAUCUUUGUGAUUUAGGCGUACCUGUAAUUCGGUUACUUCUUGAACUUAAUCAAACAAGUCUUAUUGACGAAGUAGUUAACACUUUUUGUAGAGAAUAUAUAUUACUUGAUGAAAAUGUUUGUCGUGGUGCUGCUUAUGAAUAUCUGGGUGCAGUAUUUCAAGUUAUUGAAUUAACUUCUUUUACUAAUAAACAACUUUGUGCAUUAGCAUUUGAAUGUCAACCACAAAGAGAUUUUCCUAUUUUCAAUUGGAAUGUAACAUUUCCUGAUAAACCAAAACCAACACCUCAACCACCACAACCUCCAUCACCAGAUUCACCAAAAUUGAAUAUUCUUCAUUUGUCUGAUCUACAUGUUGAUUUUUCCUAUAAACCAGGAUCACAAGCUGAUUGUUCCCAACCUUUAUGUUGCAGAGAAGGUCAACCAGUUCCUAGUCAUAAAGGUGCUGGAUUUUGGGGUGAUUAUCGAAAUUGUGAUGUUCCUUUUUGGACAGCUGAAGCACUAUUAAAAUAUGCUGCUGAGAUUGAAAAAGUAGAUUUUAUUUAUUAUACAGGUGAUUUACCAGCUCAUAAUGUUUGGAAUCAAUCUCGUACUGAUCAACUCUAUUCCAUUAAUACUAUCAAUAAUAUGUUAGCAACUAUUUUUCCAAAUAAAACAUUUUAUUCAGCUGUUGGUAAUCAUGAAGCUGCUCCAUGUAAUUUAUAUCCAACACCAAAUAUUCGAACGGAUAAUAUAUCUUGGUUAUAUGAAACAUUAGCUGAUAAUUGGAUAAAAUUAGGUUUAUCAAAUGAUACACGUGAUAGUAUUUUACAUGGAGCUUUUUAUACAACAUUAAUACGACCUGGUUUACGAUUAAUUUCACUUAAUAUGAAUUAUUGUACAUCAGAUAACUUUUGGUUAAUUAUUAAUGCAACUGAUCCACUUGGUCAACUUCAAUGGUUAAUUCAAUGGUUACAAUAUGCUGAAGAUCAUGAAGAAAAAGUACAUCUUAUUGGACAUCAACCUCCUCGUUCUUGUUUUGCAGUAUUUAGUUGGAAUUUUAAUAAAAUUAUUAAUCGAUAUGAAAAUACAAUUGCUGGUCAAUUUUAUGGUCAUGCCCAUUCAGAAGAACUAAUGAUUUUCUAUGAUGAAAUUAACAGACAACGACCUGUUUCAAUGGCUUAUAUUGGGCCAUCAGUAACAACUUAUUCAUAUUUAAAUCCAGGUUAUCGUGUAUAUACAAUUGAUGGUGAUUAUCAAGGAAGUUCAUUUUGGACACUUGAUUAUCAUACAGUUAUAAUGAAUUUAACUGCAUCGAAUAUGUAUAAUCAAACUAUAUUUCUUAAAGAAUAUGAUGCUCGUGAUGCAUAUCAAAUGGAAAAUUUAUUUCCUAAUGAUUGGAAUAAUCUUAUUCAACGAUUAGAAAAUGAUAUUGAUGGUCCAUUAAUGGGUACAGUUUAUCAACAUUAUACAAAAUCAUAUGAAGAUGGAAGUCGAUGUGAUCAUAACUGUCGUCGAGGGCUUAUAUGUGAUUUUAAAAGUGCUCGUUCAGAAGAUCCUCAUGCGUGUGAUUCAAUUCCACCAUUUAAUUAA
Messenger RNA from Rotaria sordida, 1809 nucleotides. The record is from the annotation of a GenBank genome assembly. Lineage: Eukaryota; Metazoa; Rotifera; Eurotatoria; Philodinida; Philodinidae.